CAGCCCGUCCUACCGUUUCCCCGAAAGCUGAAAAGAACAGGAAGCCAUGUAGACGGAGGGACCCUGGACACAGAUUUCAGAGUAAAGGGCAAGGUCGUUUUUCCGGGGAAUUCUAGAGAGACCGUAGGGGACGAAAAUAACCCACUAACCAGCAAAACGGGCGGAGCGAGCGGCGUGAUUAUAUAAGUAGAAAGAAGUGUGAAGAAUUCAAAGUUGAAGAACGAGAAUGGACUUGGUCCCGAGAGCGAAAUACAGCCCUAUCCGCAGUGAAUCCGUCAGCUCGACCGAUGAUGCCGUUUCCGACUCCUCUCCGCCUCCCUCUGCUCCCGUCACCCCCGCCACUCCUCCAAAUGUACCCUCCUCUCUCUCCUCCACCUCCCUCACCCCAAUCCUGCCCCCCUCACCCCCCCCCCGGUCCCUGGCGAACAGCCCCACCACGCUCUGCUCCUUCUUCCCCCAGAUGGACGCGCUGCGCCUGGGCAUCGCCGCCACUCUGCUCCCCGGUCUGAAGGCGGGAAGCAGGCCGCGGCCGCCUCCUGCCGCCGAAGAGCCCCCCAGGGAGAGCGCGCCCCCACUAACCGCCCCCUCUCCCCCUCCCCACCCCCCGCAGGACAUGAACCGGCUCGGGGGGGCCUCCCGGAGGGCCCGGGUGGAGGGGGGGCAGCUCGGAGGGGACGAGUGGACACGCCACGGCUCCUUCGUCAACAAGCCCACCCGGGGCUGGCUCCACUCGGACAGCGUGGUCAGCGCCGCCGGGGUCUCCUACACCGUCCGGUAUAUGGGGUGUGUGGAGGUGCUGCAGUCCAUGAGAGCUCUGGACUUUAACACAAGAACUCAGGUCACAAGGGAGGCAAUCUCUGUGGUGUGUGAGGCUGUACCUGGUGCCAAAGGGGCUCAGCGCAGGAGAAAGCCCUCCUCUCGCUGCGUGUCCUCCAUCUUGGGAAAGAGUAACCUCCAGUUCGCCGGAAUGAUGAUCAGCCUCACCGUGUCCACCAGCAGCCUCAACCUGCUGGCGCCCGACUGCAAGCAGAUUAUCGCCAAUCAUCACAUGCAGUCCAUCUCUUUCGCCUCCGGAGGAGACCCUGACACGGCAGAGUAUGUAGCCUAUGUCGCCAAAGACCCGGUGAACCAGAGAGCCUGUCACAUCCUGGAGUGCUCUGAGGGUCUGGCGCAGGAGGUCAUCAGCACCAUCGGCCAGGCUUUCGAGCUGCGCUUCAAACAGUACCUGAAGAACCCCCCCAAACUGGUCACCCCCCAUGACAGGAUGGCUCCCUUCGACGGCUCGGCGUGGGAGGAGGAGGAGGACGAAGGGGCCCCUGCCCCGGAGGUGCCGUACUAUAACAACUUCCCCGGGAAGCAGCCGCCUCCCGGCGGGCUGGUGGACAUGCGGGGCCGCCAGGGCCACAGCACAGGGGCCACACUGCCAUACGGACAGAAUGAUGUACACAAGCAGCCCCUGCCACCAUUGCCAGUCGGGGCGAAGGAAGGUGGCCGUGAACUGUUCGACGACCCUUCUUAUGUCAACGUGGAUAAACCCCGCCCUCCCGCCGCUGCAGCCAAUGGCAACGCUCACAGAGAUGCAUUCGACAUGAAGCCCUUUGACGACGCGCUGUCGGGCGCGGCAGCGCCCCCUCUGGCCGAGCAGCUGCAGAGCGAGCCCUGGUUUCACGGCAGCCUGAGCCGGCGGCAGGCAGAGAGGCUGCUCAGCCGGGACGGGGACUUCCUGGUGCGCGAGUCGGGCACCACCCCGGGGCAGUACGUCCUCACGGGGCAGCAGGGCAGCCAGCCCAAACACCUGCUGCUGGUGGACCCCGAGGGCGUGGUCCGCACCAAGGACCACCGCUUCGAGAGCGUGAGUCACCUGAUCAGCUAUCACAUGGACAACCGGCUGCCCAUCGUGUCCGCGGGGAGCGAGGUGUGCCUGCAGCAGCCGGUGGAGCGUCGGGCCUGAGGGGCGCGUCACGGCGGACCAGCGCUCCAAACGCGUCCCUCGUGUCACAUCCAACGCCGUCACCUUCACUUAGCUCUGAAACCGCGUCUCGGAUUCACAGGAACUUAAGUGACAGAUUUCAUCCCGUCAUCCCAUGCCAUCAUCACGAUGCCCUUUUUUUUUUCUUUUUUCUUUUUUCUUUUUUACUUUUUUUUUUUUUUUGGGGGGGUAAGUGAACAUAUCUGACGUCAGUAGAGAGAUGAAAUCUUUACUUGAAGCGAAGCCAGAGAGUUCUAUCGGACCGUAUCAUUGGAAGCGAGAAGAUGCUCACAAAGCGUUUGCGCCCUCUGAACUGUGUAAAAUCGUAAUGAAAUCUUGUCUUUUCGGAUUUGUCAAACAUGGCUGGAGAAGGGCAUUGUCUCCGCAGGAGGUGGCCUGCAACGCGCUGGUAUCUGGGGCACAUGGAGGGAGCUGAGAGCCCCUGUGAUGAAGUCAAGAUCAAGGCUGUGUCACUGUCCGUAACUGCAAUCCAUUCCAAAGAACAUACUAAACGCCACGGGCGAAUGUGUGAAGCCAGCAACCUUUCUGCGUUUUCUCUUCCCCCCCCCGCACCGAACCGAAGUCGAGGUGGAAUCAUCGGAAAUGUGCGUCGUGACCAUGAAACGUGAUCUCCAUGACAACCGAAGUUCGGUGCAACAUGCCACCAAAAAAGAAAAAAGAGAUUUCGAAGGGGCGGAGUCACUGCACGUAUGCAUUGACAAGAAUUUGGGCCUUAUGGUCCUGUGGUUAAAUGACCCCAUUCUGGAAAAUAGAUAAUAUAAUUCGUUAAUGAAGCCCAUCGGAAUAUAGUGUCAUUUUGACUCAGAACCCCCUGCUACUUCUAAUCUAGCACUGUGAAGACCUUCACAGUGUGAUCAGAAUAAGCUGCAACCUGUGUCCGGCUGCCAGUGCCCACCGCCCCCCAACUGCGUAACGGAAAACUGAACUCAAUGGGGGGGGGAAUUAAAAGGGGACCUCAGCCACCAGUGCUCUCUCUAUGGGACUUAUUGACUGUUAGACACCCACAAAUAAGAUUAUGAUGUUUGUUUGCCUCUUAAUCGUGACAUUGUGGUGAGUUGACUCUUUAUGUUUUGAAGAAAAAGGAACACUACUGUCAAUGGAAGGUGACCUGAAAGCGGGCUCCGGGUUGAUGAAUUAAGAGGCUGGAUUGGCGGCCCUAGCUGUGUGUGGAAGCUGAGGCUGCGGUUAAGCAGGAGGGUCAGUGGAGAGAUGAUCCGGCCGCCCCUUCUCCCUGCUCCAGCGAGCUCUCCGCAGCCCUCAACUAAGCCAAAGAAGACGAUUCGCGUCUCACAGUUGCAGAUGUGAGAGUUGUAUAGAGGGUAAAAGCAUAAAGGGAGAUGGCUGUCAUUUGUUUGCUGUGAUUGGGGGGGUGAAGAAGGCCGGGGCAGACAGAGCAGGUGGUGCGCUCACUGACGCCGUUGGCUUUUGAAGACCCAAAUCCGUGUGGUGAGCCUUGUGCAUUACCGCUACAUAUCCCACACGUACAGUACCUCCACUGUCGCACAGUGACUCUGCCUCACAGCUAACAGCUGAACCAAAUCUCAACCAGUUUCCUGAGGGUGACCAACUUUUUUUUUUUACUUUUUUUAAAACUUUUUAUUUUUUAUUUUGUCAAACUAUGUCUGUAUACAGGCUGCCGCCUCUCUGGUAUACCAAUCCUGUAUGGCCACAGAACCUGUUGUUGGGUAUACAGUACCCUUCCUGGUGUUUGUGGGGAAUUUAGGUUCCCACUGAAACUCAGUUGCACGACAUUUGACUUUUCGGUGAAAGUUGUUUCCUAGAAAUCUCCUACUCACUUCCUCAUGUGCCAUAACAACAUCCAUACAUAUCAGCAUCCUGUCAAUGUGUCCACUCAGACUUAUCCUAUUUUUAUUUUAUUACUUUUGGAUGUACAAUGUGCAUUGACAAUCUACCAUUGUGUGCAUGUGUGUGUUUUGUAUGACCCCUUCUGGGGUUCUUUACUGGAGUUCCCAGAGAGGACAGAGGAGAUGGACUGUUAUGUGCAGGGUGCACAGGUAAAAUGUGAUGUCUGUACAGCCAUGGUAUUUUAGUGCUCCUCGUGUAGGCCCUCAGUCUGCUUACCUAACAGUGUGGCUGGUUAAAGACGCAUAUAAAACCCACACCUACAGUCAUAACAGCAUUGACAACAUUUUUUUAUUCCUUUAGUGCAGCGUUAAUUAUUCAUGAUCUGAGCCCAUGAGUCUUCUGUACUCCAUCAGGGGACUCCACCCGAAGUGGAUGCUUUGAAAUGAAACCGUUCAGAGAAUGGAGGUGAUCGCAGACUAAUGGUUGCCAAAUCGGUAAAUCGCGACAGUUUAACAAACAUUUUUCCAAGUGUGCGUUUUAUAACCUAAAAAAGAAAUCUAAAUCCAUCCACAAGGUGACACACCGGGGUUCCUUGUUCAUUGAGUUGUUUUAAUAAACAAAAUGGCUGCAAGGGAGGAUGAAGGAAUGGAUUUUCAGAAACUGGUGCGGUAGUUGGUUAACACCAGCAGAGCACUACGGCUGCCUGCGAGCAUUUAGCGCUCUCAGCUAAAUUAAAAGUGUCAGCACAGUUGGCCUACCGUGUGGAAUUGGUCACCUUUUCCAGUUGGCUAGCCGAUCCCUUCCCCAAAGGGGAAUGUUUGGUCAGGGUACAUCACACUGAUGUACGGCAACAUGUGAGACUGGUUGUGCCACUAGUCAUUUUCAGGAAUUGGGUUUUUAGGGGGAUAGUGUGGGGUACAGUGAGCUUGCACUGGUUAACAUUCAGAGGAGAGACUGUCUGGGUCUAUAUGCUCAAAUACAGUAAAUGUUACCUCUUAGCUAAAAGUGCUAUUAUUGUAUUAUUUUAGUAGCCUGUUGUAAUACGGCCCAGGCGGACGUUGUCUAAAUAUGAAGAGGGAAAUGAAACCUUUCUGAGAGAUGUGGCCUCUCUCAGUUCAUUUUUUUAUUUCCUGUCUGGUGAGCCUGCAAUGUUUUAGUGUUGUGAUUUUGGAAAAAUAAAAUAAUUAAAAAAAGAUAUUGCUAUUUUUAAAAAGGCAAGAUGGUGUGAAUUGUGAGUUGUGUUUCGCUGUUGUGAACUCUGCUUUCAUUGUUAAAGAUUAACUGCAUAGUCUUUGUUUGACAUGGGUUCACCAAAAUAUGUCUGAAAUAAUGAUUUUAAUGUCUAGUUUUGAUACUGGAAUGGACCUGCGGUUUGUGUGGAAGGAGAGAGGGUAGGUGUGGGUUCCCCCCCCUCCAUUCUUUUCCCUUCAGAAUGUGCCUUGAGCAGCCAGUAUAGCCACAUUGGUGGAAUGCAGUCAGUUUAUGCACUUACAGUAGCUUAGUGUGUGUUCUGUUAGCAUAGCGUGUCCACUGUUAACCAAAACUCUCACACAAAAAAAACUUUGCAGUAACAAAUGGCACUCGUCACAUUUAUAAGUCUUUCUGGAUUUUGUUGAUGUUCUUAAACCAAUCCCAGCCUUUUGUCUGAAACAUUGUUGAGAAUGAUUCCAAGUUAGAUAAUUGACCGUGUCAAUCUAUGCGUGCUUAGGAGUGAGCGUAAGAGAAUUACAAAUGAAUCAGGAUGAUUUUUUUUUCGGAUGAUUUUCACAAUGAUGUCAAGUAGUUUUGAAUUUGAAGUUUUCUUUCAUUUUCUUUUCUUUUAAUUUUAGUCAUGUUGUGGAACCAGAGCAGAUCUGAAAGUGAGGUCAUGUGCAUUAUGUACACCUACACACACCUGGUAUUUUGCAUCAGAGUUGGACAACUUCCUCUAGUGUAAUUUCCACUGGUGUAAAUGCAGAUAUUCAUGAACAUGCAAGUGGUUUAAUUAUUCCGAAGCCUAUUGACAAUUCAUUGAAACCAAGAAGUUUAAAAACCCUUAGUCUUUAAAACCCGUUGUGGUUUUUUUUUUUUUUUCCAGCGGUUGGUUUCUUUGCCGACACGACUUCCAGAAUUGGUGUAUAUUUCUAUAGCAGUGAAUUGCCAUGGCUUUCAGGAUGUUAUUUGUACUGAUUUCAUGUGCCUGUUUGUACAGUAUAUCACCCUUAUUUUGAUAGGAUAUUUGACUGCUCUGGACACACAUGCAUGCUUAUUGCACAGGGAGGGUUUUUUAUGUUUUUACUAUGUCAGGCACUGAGUUCACAAUACUUGGGUCCAGCUGGCAUUGUGCUGAACAACCCUAUGGCAGAGCCAAUAGAAAAACAAAGUGUUUUGUUUUUUUUGUUUUUUUACAAAGGCUCAUUUUCAGCAGUGCUUUGUCUAGGGCUGAUUGCUUGUAUAUGUGUGUGUUUUUGUGUGUAAAAAAACAAAAGCUAGAAAGAAAAGGACCUAUGUUCCCUCCAGAUUAACCAUGACAUUUUUGUUUUUCUUCACAGCUGCCUUUAUUGCAUGUAAAUCUUUAUGAAAUUUUAUAAUGUUAUUGUUGUUUUUGUAUUUUUUGCCAACCAAAGUUAGUUUUAUUUAGCCUGCACACAUUAAUUUUGAUUAUUUUAUUUUUUAAACUUGUUUUGGUGUUUACUACUCUUAUGUUAUUUGGGGGAAAUGUAUGUUUACACUUGUAUCUGAAAAUAUAAAUUGCAUAUAUGCGUAUGUCAUUAAUCUUUCUUGUGAAGUUCGUCUUUAAAUAUAGUUUCUUUUAUUCUACACAACA
Molecule: messenger RNA, 6602 nt
Organism: Conger conger (European conger)
Lineage: Eukaryota; Metazoa; Chordata; Actinopteri; Anguilliformes; Congridae
Gene: shc1
Product: SHC (Src homology 2 domain containing) transforming protein 1
Biological process (GO): intracellular signal transduction; cell surface receptor protein tyrosine kinase signaling pathway
Cellular component (GO): plasma membrane
Molecular function (GO): receptor tyrosine kinase binding
Source: RefSeq, a predicted model, not a curated record